This is a messenger RNA of Oryctolagus cuniculus (rabbit), 1596 nucleotides long. Lineage: Eukaryota; Metazoa; Chordata; Mammalia; Lagomorpha; Leporidae. The record is from RefSeq and is a predicted model, not a curated record.
AUGGUCAUCAUCAUCUCCAGCUCAAGAUCCAGCGCCCAGAAACAAGGAGCCACAGAGGAGGGCAGCGAGGGACCCCGAGGGGUCCCCCGCUGUGGGAUCCCGCCGACUCGGCGGCUGGCGGGAGACGAGGGCGAAGCCGCCCAAGGCGCCUACCUGUGCGGCGGUGCGCUCAGAACCCGGGGCCCCGCCGGGGCGCGCAGGUGCUGCUCGGGGGCAUCCUGGGGCCGGCCUGGGCGCGCGGGGCAUCCAUCGUGCGGGGCUAGCCGCGCUCUCCCCGCCGCCGGGGGCCGGGGCUGGCUCCCUUGGGCUGGACUCCCGCCUCUUCUCCACCCGGCAGAGGACAGAGCGGGUCCCACGGCGACGACAGCAACAGGCACCGAGGCGCGGACCGCGGCGGCGGCAGACGAAGAGGAGGAGGAGGCGGUGGAGGAGGAGGUGUCUGCGCGCGCGGCUCGCGUUUCCUCCUCCCGGCUGGGCGAGCGCGGGGGAGGCGAGGGGCGGGCAGCAGCCGGGAUCUCCCUGCCCCGUCCCCCGGGAGCCGAGAGGGGGCCACGGUGCCCCCCUUCCCCGCCGCGCCGUGUGACUGCCCCGGCGCCACGGCCCGGCCCCGCGAGUCCCAGGCGGGCAGCAGCUGCUGCAGUGCGGGUCCACCGCGGCCUUUGGCGGCCCUGGCUCCCGCCCGGGUGCUCCAUAUUCGGCCCUCCUCUGGGGGUCCUGCCGGAGUCGGCGGGAGCGGACCGGGUGCGGGGGCCGCCGUCCCAUCCAGCCCUGGCGCAGGGUCCUAGCCCAGCGACCUCCAGAGCAGCCGGGCCCGCGCGUGAUCAGGGCCCUCGCGGCGGGAUGCGCGGUCGCACACGCUGUCCCCGGCGGCCUAUUUAUAGCUGGUGGCACUGCCCGAAGCUCGCUCGGCCUGGGAGGCCCUCAGCAGGUGGUACUGCCAGCCUGCUCUCCGCGCUCCCGCAGGAACCUCGCCUCAGCUGCACCCUCGCCUUCUGCCUCCGACAGCGACACGGUGGGAACUGCCCACCUGGCUGUCCCCGCGUCACCUCCCUCCUGUCUAGGGGGCGAAACUGUGCACGGUCGUGCGAGGCGCUGGCGCACGCUCGGCAGGAAAAUCAGAGCCUGAGGCUCUUACCUGGAAAACUGAAGGGAUGCACAGUGUGGAGGUUCACUGUGGGGAUGAGAGAGAUGUGCGCCGCGGAUGUGACGGGCCACAAGGAGAGGCCCAGCUACAGCCGCUGCGGCUCAGGAGGCUUCUGGAAUUGCUACGCGCAGCAAAGAUGAUUGAAUCCAUUGGACCCACGAGGAAACAGCAGUUAGUGCAUGUUGGAAGCUGCAGGACUACUCAGUCCUUAGAGGUCUGAGAUCCAAAACCCUGCACAACACUCCCCCCGCCUCCAUCUCCGGCCCCUGCCUUGCUGCCUUGUAGGCCUUAACCCAUUCUUUGUUACAGCACAGCUAUGUGUUUCACCCAAAAUCUUUGUAAUAAAGGAGUGAGGAAUGUGUUCACAUUCCCCCACGUGGCCUGGGUUAUGGAACUUAUUUUCCUCCUGAUGACAAGCCUGGGUAAACCAGUUAAGCUGUGGUGCACCUCCA